Callithrix jacchus (white-tufted-ear marmoset) is the source of this 3571-nucleotide messenger RNA. It is a transcript of the gene LRRC4, whose product is annotated as leucine rich repeat containing 4. Gene Ontology annotation, cellular component: glutamatergic synapse; postsynaptic density membrane; plasma membrane. The record is from RefSeq and is a predicted model, not a curated record. Lineage: Eukaryota; Metazoa; Chordata; Mammalia; Primates; Cebidae. Gene Ontology annotation, molecular function: protein binding. Gene Ontology annotation, biological process: excitatory synapse assembly; postsynaptic density protein 95 clustering; synaptic membrane adhesion.
AUGAAGCUCUUGUGGCAGGUAACUGUGCACCACCACACCUGGAAUGCCAUCCUGCUCCCGGUCGUCUACCUCACGGCGCAAGUGUGGAUUCUGUGUGCAGCCAUCGCUGCUGCUGCCUCAGCCGGGCCCCAGAACUGCCCCUCCGUCUGCUCGUGCAGUAACCAGUUCAGCAAGGUGGUGUGCACGCGCCGGGGCCUCUCUGAGGUCCCGCAGGGUAUCCCCUCCAACACCCGGUACCUCAACCUCAUGGAGAACAACAUCCAGAUGAUCCAGGCCGACACCUUCCGCCACCUCCACCAUCUGGAGGUCCUGCAGCUGGGCAGGAACUCCAUCCGGCAGAUUGAGGUGGGGGCCUUCAACGGCCUGGCUAGCCUCAACACCCUGGAGCUGUUCGACAACUGGCUGACAGUCAUCCCCAGUGGGGCCUUUGAAUACCUGUCCAAGCUGCGGGAGCUCUGGCUUCGCAACAACCCCAUCGAAAGCAUCCCCUCUUACGCCUUCAACCGGGUGCCCUCCCUCAUGCGCCUGGACUUGGGGGAGCUUAAGAAGCUGGAGUAUAUCUCUGAGGGAGCUUUUGAGGGGCUGUUCAACCUCAAGUAUCUCAACUUGGGCAUGUGCAACAUUAAAGACAUGCCCAAUCUCACCCCCCUUGUCGGGCUGGAGGAGCUGGAGAUGUCAGGGAACCACUUUCCUGAGAUAAGGCCUGGCUCCUUCCAUGGCCUGAGCUCCCUCAAGAAGCUCUGGGUCAUGAACUCGCAAGUCAGCCUGAUUGAGCGGAAUGCUUUUGAUGGGCUGGCUUCACUUGUGGAACUCAACUUGGCCCACAAUAACCUCUCUUCUUUGCCCCAUGACCUCUUUACCCCACUGAGAUACCUGGUGGAGUUGCAUCUACAUCACAAUCCUUGGAACUGUGAUUGUGACAUUUUGUGGCUAGCCUGGUGGCUUCGAGAGUAUAUACCCACCAAUUCCACCUGCUGUGGCCGCUGUCACGCUCCCAUGCACAUGCGAGGCCGCUACCUCGUGGAGGUGGACCAGGCCUCCUUCCAAUGCUCUGCCCCCUUCAUCAUGGAUGCACCUCGAGACCUCAAUAUUUCUGAGGGUCGGAUGGUGGAACUUAAGUGUCGGACUCCCCCUAUGUCCUCUGUGAAGUGGUUGCUUCCCAAUGGGACAGUGCUCAGCCACGCCUCCCGCCACCCACGGAUCUCUGUCCUCAAUGAUGGCACCUUGAACUUCUCCCACGUGCUGCUUUCAGACACUGGGGUAUACACAUGCAUGGUGACCAAUGUGGCAGGCAACUCCAAUGCCUCGGCCUACCUCAAUGUGAGCACGGCCGAGCUCAACACCUCCAACUACAGCUUCUUCACCACAGUCACAGUGGAGACCACGGAGAUCUCGCCCGAGGACACAACUCGAAAGUACAAGCCUGUUCCUACCACAUCCACUGGUUACCAGCCGGCAUAUACCACCUCUACCACGGUGCUCAUUCAGACCACCCGUGUGCCCAAGCAGGUGGCAGUACCCGCGACAGAUACCACUGACAAGAUGCAGACCAGCCUGGAUGAAGUCAUGAAGACCACCAAGAUCAUCAUUGGCUGCUUUGUGGCAGUGACUCUGCUAGCUGCCGCCAUGUUGAUUGUCUUCUAUAAACUUCGUAAGCGGCACCAGCAGCGGAGUACAGUCACAGCCGCCCGGACAGUUGAGAUUAUCCAGGUGGACGAAGACAUCCCAGCAGCAACAUCUGCAGCAGCAACAGCAGCUCCAUCCGGUGUAUCAGGUGAGGGGGCAGUAGUGCUGCCCACAAUUCAUGACCAUAUUAACUACAACACCUACAAACCAGCACAUGGGGCCCAAUGGACAGAAAACAGCCUGGGGAACUCUCUGCACCCCACAGUCACCACUAUCUCUGAACCUUAUAUAAUUCAGACCCAUACCAAGGACAAGGUACAGGAAACUCAAAUAUGACUCCCCUCCCCCAGAAAACUUAUAAAAUGCAAUAGAAUGCACACAAACAAAGACAGCAACUUUUGUACAGAGUGGGGAGAGACUUUUUCUUGUAUAUGCUUAUAUAUUAAAUCUAUGGGCUGGUUAAAAAAACAGAUUAUAUUAAAAUUUAAAAACAAAAAGUCAAAACAAAAAUAUUUUCUAACUUGUAAGUUCUAUUUAAAGGGGUGGGAGGGAAUCUUGGGAAUGUUGUGGGGUACAAGCCACACGUUGACUUGCUAUGCUGCCAGAAGGGAUUUCUGGUAUAAGGUUGAAAUCGCUGAGAUAAAAUAAACUAAAACAACAAACAUCCCUAAAGAGGUAGGGUGUGGGUUGCUGAGGGGGCAAGAGGGAUAGACUGAAUCUAUCAUUUUAUAUAGAAGAUGCUUCAUAGGACACAGGAAUACCCAUUUCUACAGACAUCUUUCUUAAGCUGAGAGCUGUCUUUGCAGAAUUAUCUUAUUAAAAAAAAUACAAAAAAAAAGCACCAUGAAUUUGUACUGUGCCAAAAUGUUAGUGGCAAUAAUUUUUUUCUUCAGAAGCUAAGGGGAGGAUAGAUCUAUACAUGUAUUUUAAGCAGGAAAACCACCAAAAUUCAAACGAACCCUUAAAGGGGCUGAGUCUUUGUCCAUGUGCACAAGUCUUGUGGUCUAUGCACUGGGACACGCAUGUGCCUUGCCUGACAGAAUGCUUAGGAAGGAGCAGAGAAGGACAGGAGCUGGCGUAGCUCUCAGCCUAAUGCUUUCACAAUGCACCAGAUUCCUGCAGUUGGGCUUAACCCACUCUGCAAGGCAUGUGUCUAUUCAGGGUUUCCCAGGAGGAGGAGGAGGCCCCUGAAGGGGGUGCGGCAGGCAGCAGGGGGGUGGGAAGGGAGGGCAGAGCAGAGAGAAUGUAUUCACAGGAGGCCAUAAAUUAGCAUUGUGCCACGUCCACCUGUUGUUUCUGGAAUCUGACAAAUGAUUGUAGACAAUGAUGGCAUUUUAUGAUUUUUUUAAAAAAAAUUUUGUUUUAAGGAGGAGAAGCUGGAAGUGGGGAGCUUGGGAGUGGAAGCUUUUCUCAUGCUUGUGAUUUGGUGACUCUUCUAAAUGCUGAUUCAUUAGGGAUUAUUACAGCGGAUGUCAGCUGGUUGUGGUGAUGGGCUGGGGGCAGAACAUGAGUAGCAAAGAAAAAGGAGAGAUGAAAAGGGUACAGGCUCAUGUAAAGUAAUGAAGCCUUUCCCAGCCAGGAUGGUUCACAAACAGGCUGUGAGAGUCACAGUUCCAAGUGACACGCAUGCACACAUGGAGUUCCACAUGGGGUCCUGCUGAAUGGAGCACACUGAGGGGAAGCUUCCCUCUCCCAGGCCACCUCAGGAGGAGGUGGAAGAGAAAGGGUGGGUGUGGGUGGGGAAGGCAGAGAUCUCUGUUAUUCUGGUCCAUUUAAUGAUGUCACUUCUUUCAGUUAUUAUUUUAGCUUUAAAAGGAAAUAAGGGGUUCAGAUUUGAAAGGGGGUGGUAUGGGUAGGGGUGGAGGGGAUUGCCAACAAAAGAACACUGAUUGUAAUGUGAGAAAAGUGUAUUUUUGUAUUUUAAUAAAUAUUGUUCAAUUUUUAA